CAACAGCGAAUAAGGCUCUUCCGAGUCAUGCUUUGAAGAAGAAGCUAUCGAUCUUGGAUACAUGAUCCAGUUGCAUUCAGUGUCUCCAGCAUCACGCAAGACGUCUUGUUGAGCACCAAGGCGAUCUUCUCUUCCCAACGUUCCAAGUUAGUGGCAGCAUUUGAGCUUGCAUGUGGCUGAUUUGCCAGCUGUUUCUUCCUUCUUUUUGGCACAGUAAGAGGGUUUUCAACAUGCAACCCUCAGAAAAGGCCAACCCUGGGGGAGAGGGUGUACAAGGAAAGGAGGCGGACAUAGCGGUUGCGUCUCCUGACACGGUUCUUGCUGAUGCGACGUCCGAAGAAACUGAUUCCGAGGAAUAUGUAGACCAGAAGCUCCUGGAAGAGGAGCGCCAGCUGGAGGCAGAGAGAGAAAAGGAGGAUCAAGAGGCGGCAGAAAAGGAGGCCGCCAGCCGGCCGGCAGUGCCGCGGCCGGCAGAUGGGAUGGACCAGCUGACUCAGCUCCUGUUGAAAACGAAUGCGUACACCGACUUUCUGUACAAGCAGCUGACUGAGAAGGAAAAGGAGAAGGAAAAUGAAGAGACUGGUGACGGAGAUGAGGAACCAAAGACUCCGGGAAGCAAAAAGGGCACCAAGAGGAAGGGGGGCUCUAGAAAGGGUGCCAAAGCCAAGAAGCAGAAACAGGAGGAAGAAGCAGCGGCCGCUCUUGAGACCCAUCUCGCCAAAACAGAGGAGGAAGGGCGGAAGUCUCCAGAGAAGGAAGGGCGAGACAAGGAUGACUAUGUGCUAGCACAGCAGAAGAAACUGAUGCCUGACUUUCAAGGAGAAAUGCGGGACUAUCAGGUCAAGGGCGUCAAGUGGCUGAUCAGCCUGUGGAAUAACGGCCUCAACGGCAUCUUGGCCGAUCAGAUGGGCCUCGGAAAGACGGUGCAGACGAUUGGGUUCCUGAGCCAUCUCAAGAGCAACGGGAUGAACGGGCCAUUCCUAGUGAUGGGGCCCCUCUCUACGGUCACCAACUGGAUGUCCGAGUUCGCCAGGUGGGCUCCCCACAUGCCGGUCAUCCUGUAUCACGGCAGCCCCCCCGAGCGCGCCGCGCUGCGUGCGGAGCGCAUGCCGCACAAGGUUGGCUCGAACUUCCCCGUCGUGGUCACCACCUACGAGAUCGUCAUGCGGGACUUGCCGGCGCUCAAGCGCUGGCACUGGAAGUACAUUGUCGUCGAUGAGGGCCACCGGUUGAAGAACAAGGAUUGCAAGCUGUUCUCCAAGCUCAAGGAGCUGACGUCAGACAACCGGCUGCUGCUGACGGGGACCCCCCUCCAGAACAACCUGGCCGAGCUCUGGUCGUUGCUCAACUUCAUCCUCCCCAAAGUCUUCACCAGCGUCGAGAAAUUCGAGUCGUGGUUUGACAUUACGGGGGCCGGCGGGCGGGGGAAGGAACAGCUGGACGAAGAGAAACGCGGCGAGGUGAUCUCGAAGCUGCACCAGAUAUUGAAGCCGUUCCUGCUGCGGCGCAUGAAGGAGGACGUGGAGCAGAGCCUGCCGCGCAAGAAGGAGAUCCUGCUGUACGCGCAGAUGACGUCACAGCAGCAGCGGUACCAGGAACAGCUGCUCAACAGGACGCUCGACGAGUACCUGCAAAAAGAGAGCGGCUCCGGCAUCCCCCGCACGCGGCUCCAGAACUUGCUGAUGCAGCUGCGCAAGAACUGCAACCACCCGGACCUACUGGUCAGCCACUACGACGACUCGCUGCUGUACCCCCCCGUCGAGGAGCUCCUCGCGCAGUGCGGCAAGAUGCAGCUGCUCGACCGACUGCUCAAGCACCUGCGGGAGGGAGGGCACAAAGUGCUCAUCUUUUCCCAAAUGACCCGCAUGCUCGACUUGCUCGCAUACUAUCUGGAGGAACGCGGGUACCGCAACUGCCGCAUCGACGGUUCCAUGGCCAGUACGGACCGCCAGGCCAACAUCGCGGACUUCAACCGGGACCCCGACCUGUUCGCAUUUCUGCUGAGCACGCGCGCGGGGGGGCUCGGGAUCAACCUGACGGCGGCAGAUACUGUGAUCAUCUACGACAGCGACUGGAACCCUCAUCAGGACAUGCAAGCGAUGGACCGCUGCCAUCGGAUCGGGCAAACGCGGCCGGUCCACGUGUACCGGCUAGCGACGGCGCACUCCGUAGAGUGCAAGAUGCUCGAGAAGGCCGGAGGCAAGCUGAAGCUGGAGCAUAUGGUCAUCACCAAGGGCAACUUCCGCAUCGAAAACUUGAAGGACCAACCCGCAUCGGUCCAGGAGAACGAGUUGCGCGCCAUGCUCGAGCCCGAGAUGGACGAGCGCGACGAGCUGGUGCAGAGUGGUGAAAUCUCGGAUGACGACAUGCUCAAGCUCCUAGACCGGGGCGAUCUCGAGCUCGAAACGGAAGGGAAAGAAGUCGUAGCGUCGAAACUUCCGUCACACGGACGGGGUUUCUCGGUGGUCAUGACGAAUAACACCCCCUCCGUACUCAAUACCGUGCAAUAACGGAAGUUUAUGAUCGAUACACGUGUUGGUUUUGAUCAAUUGAUGAACAACUACGACCAUCGAGAUAAAAACGUUUUACUGUAAAGUUGGAAAAGCUUGUCAACUCCCCAGAAUGUGGAGAGGAACAAUAUUAUUAGGUGCAGCGCUCAAGAUACAUUAUGCAUUCGGACUCCGCUGCAGCCACUUCAAUCUUACCGAAAUCGUGCCUGUUGUUUAAGAAUGGCACGAAGGCCGCU
This is a messenger RNA of Klebsormidium nitens, 2746 nucleotides long. NCBI's taxonomy places the organism in Eukaryota, Viridiplantae, Streptophyta, Klebsormidiophyceae, Klebsormidiales, Klebsormidiaceae. The record is from the annotation of a GenBank genome assembly.